AUGGACUUGCCGUGGAUCAUAGGGUGCAGCCGUCUUCGCGAGGCGAUUAAGAAGAACGACCUCACCUGUUUUGAGUCGGUGUUCGACGCCGACAUUGCUGUGCUACCUAUAAUCACGACGAUCGGGCCGCUUCCCGGGGUCCACUGCAGCGUCGUCGUGGUUCUUCGGCCCGGCGACUUACUGAAGGCCGUCGACGUCGACAGCGAGACCUCGUUCCGCCACCUGGACCCGAAGACUGCAAACCGGCUGCAUUCGUCUGAGGCGCUCGCCGUACUGAGAUUGCCGGACAUUGUGAAGAACGAACAGGUCGGCACCGGAUUGCAUGUUGUGAGCGCGUUCGGAUGGGUGGUCAGAGAGCGCGGAGCCCUGCUCAAGUCACGUGCACCGGCGAGCGCUGAGAACCCGAUGGUUCAGGGGUUGAGGGCACUCAAAUCGGCGCUAGUGGAAUACGUCAAGAGAUGCGUUGCUGAGAGGUGGUCGGCGCCGGCCAAUCACCCUACUGGGCCAAGUACCACCCCCCUCGACGACGACGGAAUCGAAACUAAGACGGCGUCUCAAGCUGGCGUGGAUCGCCUGGUGUAUUCCGGCGCGCACGACACUAGAACUAGCGGUGAUGUUGGCGGCGGUGGCGAGGCCGACUUGGUAGGAGGAGAGGAGCGGAGGGCAGGGUCCGUUGAGGAGUCAUCUACUGACUCAGAGUCAGAGUCGGGAUCCGAGGAGGAGGAGGAUGAAGAGGAGGAGGAGGAGCGUGCAGGGAAGAAGGCUGUUGGUGCUGAUUCAGACACAGACGCCGGCCACGGUGCUGGUCGUGACCCGACGUCGACUGGCAGGACAGGCGCAACUGCAGCGUCGGCUGGGGACAAGCCUCGUAGGAAGGCGCCGGUGCAUGGUCAGCCUGCGUCGACCACAUCUUCAAAGUCCGCGUUUGCAGCCGCACUUGCUCAUGUGAAGCGACUGGAAGAGGAGAACAGGAAACUGAGGGACAAGAAUGCGGGGCUGCGGUCGGAUCUGGUUACCGAGAGGGGUCGGACGGAGGGGUUGUUGGCGACGGCGGCUGAGUGCCUCGCGGCUGUCAAGUCGCUUACCGAACGCGUCGCCGCCGCUGAUCAGACCGCGGGGACACACAUCUCCACAGCCACAGCAGCCAUGACCGGCGUCUUCACCAAGGUGCUGGACGAUCGGGUUGCUCUGGUCAAGGCGUGCAGCAGCAUGGCGACGCCGUUGUUGGGGGAAAUCACAAAGGGCUUGGACAAGCUGGCCGACGCCCGCCGUGAUGCCGACGUGCGGUUGGGGAACCACGUGACCAGCGUGGGGGAUAACAUUAAGGCGGUGUUGGUCGAUUACAUCCAGACCAAGUUAGCCUCAACUUCCACCAACAUCGUCGGCGGCUUAUCCCGCAGCAUCGCGCCGCCCCCGCCCGGUCCAUCCCCCGCGCUGCCUGAAGAAGUCAUCAAAGCAAUGAGGGAUGACAUUGUUCAGGCGGUAACCGCGGUCACGCAGCAGGCGCUGGGAACCGCCGGCUUCACGCUUCUGCCCAACGUGGUUGCUACAAUGAGGCUGGGGCGGCAUGGUUCGUCCCCAUCGGCCGGCGACCUAGAGACCACGCAAAGGCAAAGGCCGGAAAAAAGGGCUGGCAGCGGAAGUGCAGCCGACGGCGACAACGCGGGAAAUUCGAAGCGGAGUAAAGGUGUUGGUGGGGAGCGAGCAGUCGGCGGCGACGUUCCAGAUCGUGCCCAGUCCGGUUCUCCCGUCCUCGACAUGCUGAGGAGAAAAGGGGCGACAACUCGGCUCCUUGGCCCGCAAAGUAGAGGCGGAGCCGGCAGCAGCUCGGAGGGCAGAACUGCCGCCGAUGAGGGUGUGCGAGUUGGCGGGUCUUCCACUCAUGGCGGUGGAAGGAAAGGUCCAGAGAUUCCACGUCAUGGAGCAAGCGAGGUAGCACCACCGCCGUCCGAUCGUGGUAACGUCGCCGUUGAAUCGGUUGAAAUGCAGGCCGGCGCGACGAUACCUACCAUCAACACGGCGACCGGUGCCAGUACCAACGCCGGGUUGUUCCCGACAGGCGUUGAUCGCGGGCCGCCAUUCAAAGUUGAGGCUCCGUCAAUCGGCGAUCAGACUCACCAGGCUCCUGUGGUCGGCGUGGGGGGGGACACGGGCGCCCUCGGCGUGGAGGACACGUGCGCCCUCGGCGUGGAGGAUGAUCCCGUGGCGAGAGCGUUGAUGGAGGAGCUUCUUGCUUUUCAGGCGCCAUCGCAGCACGCCAUCGACAACGCCGCUGUCCCAACAACUCGCGAGGGGGGCGUAACCUGUCGCCGGUACAGCACCAAUAGCCCCGACGAUGGUGCGGGGGAGAUCCCUCUCAUCAUCGAGGACGAGGAUGUGGAAUUGAUACAAGCGGCGAUGGAAGCAGACGAAGUUGCCGCACUUCAGUCUGUGGGAGGUACGUCGGGCAUCAGUGGCAUGGACGGUCGGCCUGCCGGUGUUACAGCGUCCACCCAGGCCGGGCAGACCGUGCAGCCGGCCCGUUUGGCGUCCACUGGCGUCAGUGUAGCCGGCCAGGCUGUUCCGCCCAUACAGAAUCAUCCUGCCGGCUUCAUACAGGUGGAUAGGGCCUUCCAGACCGGCCCGAGCGGCGUCACUGGUUCUGACCAGGCUGGUCUGGCGGGACAGUCCACUCGGCCCACCGCCGUUACAGUGGCUACUCAGGCCGGCCAGGCCGGGCCUUCGGACAGGUCGGCGGGCGUCACUGUUGUGGACCUGGCGGGUCAGGCGGGGACGUCCACUGUUCUGGCCGGUGGACCAGUAGGUGAACACGCCGACAAGGAUGGACAGACCGAUCGUGCGGCUGGAGUCGGCGAAAAAAAGAAGAAACGGAAGGGUAAAGCCUCCGCGUCGCAGAAGGCCGUCGUUCCGAAAGAUCGCAGGGGGCAUGGUAUUAGGCUGGACAGGACGAGCGGUGGUGGGUGGCAGGGCGAGGUGAACCUGGCUGGAAAGAGUCGCUACACGGGGAGAUCGGACAACAGGAUGGAAGUGGCGUACCUCAACGGCGUUGCGACGACCAUCUUCGACGGACACGCCAGCCAAGUCCUGUUGGCCGAAAUGACCGGCGUUAAAGCCGAAGAAAUGACGCGAUGGAAGGCGGAGUGGGAGGAGGCGAAGGUGAUGCCGAAGGGUAUGUGGACGGUGAUGUGGUCCCACGGCGCCACCAUGUUUCGUGCACGGUUCCAGAAAGUCCUCGCCGACUUCAAACAGAAGAAGUCAUCAGGGCCCCCGCUGAUGAAAGUGCUGAGGCCGGCGGUGUGGUUCGGCACUGGUUGGGAGCCGGCCAAGCGCAAGCAGCAGCUCAGCGACGUCAUCAACCGCGCUUGCUUGUGCGCGGCGUUUGGGCCAGUCACGGCAGAUGCUGUCCCCAAAACUGGUGCAGACGCCAAGCGCAUAGGCCAAGCUGUCGCUGCUUCAUCUUGCGCCGUCUGGAGCUUCGCCGAGACCGUGGCCGAGGUCGGCAAUGCGGCGGGUGAAGCGAAGGCGGCGGCACUGCUGUGUGAAGCGAGAACCGAUUUUGCUGACACUUGUCACGACGUUGUGGUUGCGGUGCUAGAAAUGGCGGUUGCGAGACAACCCGUCCUGGGAGAGGUCUCGUGCAACGUCACCGAUGCACUGCAGAAGGAUGCUCUUCGGAAGGCGUGCAAGGGCUGUGACCCCACACCCGACGCCGAGAUUAUCGCGAGGGCGACUAUCGAGACCCUCGCUUUCUGGGGGUCGUGCAACGCCGGCGGCCCCCUUCUCCGAGCACGCGGCAUUCAAGUGCCGCUGGACAAGCAGAUGGAGAAGGAUAUGGAUAACAGGGGAAAGAAGGGACAGAAGGGGAAGCACGCCACGUAG
Closterium sp. NIES-65 is the source of this 3879-nucleotide messenger RNA. Lineage: Eukaryota; Viridiplantae; Streptophyta; Zygnematophyceae; Desmidiales; Closteriaceae. The record is from the annotation of a GenBank genome assembly.